AUGGACAAGUUCCGGAUGAUCUUCCAGUUCCUACAGUCCAACCAGGAGUCCUUCAUGAACGGCAUCUGUGGCAUCAUGGCUUUGGCCAGCGCCCAGAUGUACUCGGCCUUUGACUUCAACUGCCCCUGCCUGCCAGGCUACAAUGCGGCCUACAGUGCCGGCAUCCUGCUGGCACCUCCCCUGGUGCUCUUCCUGCUCGGCCUGGUCAUGAACAAUAAUGUGUCUAUGCUGGCUGAAGAGUGGAAGCGGCCACUGGGCCACCGGGCCAAGGACCCAGCAGUGCUGCGCUACAUGUUCUGCUCCAUGGCCCAACGUGCCCUCAUCGCGCCUGUCGUCUGGGUAGCCGUCACACUGCUUGACGGCAAGUGCUUCCUCUGUGCCUUCUGCACGGCCGUGCCCGUGGCUACACUGGGCAAUGGCAGCCUGGCACCUGCCUUGGCUCCCCCCGAGCUUGCCCGCCUGCUGGCCCGGGUCCCCUGCCCUGAGAUCUACGAUGGCAACUGGCUGCUGGCCCGCGAAGUGGCUGUGCGUUACCUGCGCUGCAUCUCCCAGGCACUGGGCUGGUCCUUCGUGCUGCUGACCACGCUUCUGGCCUUCGUGGUGCGCUCCGUGCGGCCCUGCUUCACGCAGGCCGCCUUCCUCAAGAGCAAGUACUGGUCCCACUACAUCGACAUUGAGCGCAAGCUGUUCGAUGAGACAUGCACAGAGCAUGCCAAGGCCUUCGCCAAGGUCUGCAUCCAGCAGUUCUUUGAGGCCAUGAACCAGGACCUGGAGCUGAGUCAUGCCCAAGGGGUGCUGGCCACAGCCACUGCUUCCCCGGCUACCACCGACGGUGCCAGGGAGGAGAGGGAAAAGCUGCAUGGCAUCACUGAUCAAGGCACCAUGAACAGGCUGCUCACCACCUGGCACAAAUGCAAACCACCACUGCGGCUGGGCCAGGAGGAGCCAUUGGUGGGUAAUGGCUGGGCCGGGGGAGGGCCCCAGCCCUCGCGCAAGGAGGUGGCCACCUACUUCAGCAAAGUGUGA
Messenger RNA from Orycteropus afer afer, 1026 nucleotides. RefSeq names its product calcium homeostasis modulator 1 (gene CALHM1). Lineage: Eukaryota; Metazoa; Chordata; Mammalia; Tubulidentata; Orycteropodidae. The transcript has 2 exons. Gene Ontology annotation, molecular function: monoatomic cation channel activity. The record is from RefSeq and is a predicted model, not a curated record. The coding region runs from base 1 to 1026 and encodes 341 amino acids.